CAAAAUGCUUGCAGCUCUUUGCGGCUGCCCCUCGCAACGCCCAACCAACUGUGCUGCUCUCUGGUUGCUCUGAGUCAAAAUGCUUGCAGCGACGCAGUUCACUGGCGUCGGCAGUCCAAUCUCCAACAGUUAAUUGAACUGCGGGACGGCAGGAGCCGAUGUCAAAAGUCUCCUGCGCAGUGGAUAUGACGCUGCCUCUGCCACUGCCACCCCCACCCACACCUACACGCCGGCACGCGAUUCCCGAGGACGCGGUGCCCGCGGACACUGCCGCCAUCGACGCUCGCAAGCACCGGUACGACUGGGCGCUGGAGGCCCUCGACAACGGCUGGCGGCAGCGCGCCGCGAUCCUGGGCGACGACAACGAGGAUCGCUUCUGGCAUGCGGGCCACGCGCGGAGCCACUGGCCGGGCCGGGCCCGCGUGGUGCGGCAGCUCCUGAAGCUAGCGUGGUGCGCGGCGCGGGCGGGCGACGGCGCGACGGCGCGAAGGAUCAUGUGGCAGCCGCGGCGAAGUUGGCUCGUCUUGAGCCUAGUGCGCGCAAAAUUGACCGUGAGCGACGAGGCGAUGCUCUCGAUCCUGCGCGGGUCUUGGAUCGCGGGGGGCGCCGCUGUGCGCGAGACGGCGACACAGCGGAGGUUGUACCUCACCUGGGCGCGGCAGCUUCAAUUGCAGAAGAUGUACGAGCGCAGGCGUCCUGACGUGAUCCUCCAGUGCGGCGACAAGCUGCUGUUCUCUCGCUUUCUGUGCUCGCGCGGCGUGCCGACCCCGCGCGUCUUCGACCUACGCCGCGGGCGGCUCCCGCGACAGGAUCUGUUCGUCAAGCCGCGUUACCUCGACGGCGGACGGCACGUCGAGACGUACGCGUGGCGCGACGACGCGUACGUGGACGAGAUCGGCACCGUCGGCUGGCGGACGCGCGUCCCAGGUCGCGACCCCGUGAUCAGCCCCGAGGCGCUCUGGCGAAAGCUCGCGCCCGCCAGCAACGCGGGCGGCGUGCUCGUGCAGGAGCGCCUGCGCAACACCGACCGCGUGCGCGCGCUCGUCGGCGAGAAUGCCGCGUUGUGCACGUUCCGCGUCGUCACCGCGCAGCCCGUCGACCUGACGAGUUCCCGCGCGGCGGGCGGCGCGGCCGUCGUGGGUUGCGCCAUGCGCAUGCCGUCGAACACCAUAGUGCCCGCCGACAAUUACUCGGACGGUGGGAUAUUCUGCAACGUUGACUGGCGAGCGGAGCGGCUCGCCGGGCCGGCGCGGGACCUCUUCGGCAACCUGCACGCGCGUCACCCGAACACGGGCGCACCGAUCGACGGCCGACUGCUGCCCGGGGCGCGCGCGAUGGUCGAGCGGUGCGCGGCCCUGCACGACCUCCUGUGCGCCGAGUACUUCGCCGACGCCUACCCGUGGAUCGGCUGGGACGCGACCCUCACGGCGGGAGGCGCCGGCUUCCACGUCCUCGAGGUCAACCCCGUCUCCGGCCCCGGCUUCCAGCUCGUGUGCGGUCCACACCUCGGCGACCCGACGGCGCGGGAAAUUUUCGCCCAGGUGCCGAGGUACCCCUGGAGCUGUCUUUGGCCCAGGUGGGCGACUCCAUUCGCGUGGCGGAGCUCCGACCCGGUGUCGCGGGCGACGCCCGGGAGGCGGGCGGAGCUCGAGGCCAAAAAAGCCAGGGGGACGUAGCCCGUUUGUGUACACUGUAUGGCAUCUAGAUUAGUAAUAGUGGUGC
This is a messenger RNA of Pelagomonas calceolata, 1722 nucleotides long. The record is from the annotation of a GenBank genome assembly. Lineage: Eukaryota; Pelagophyceae; Pelagomonadales; Pelagomonadaceae.